Sphaeramia orbicularis (orbiculate cardinalfish) is the source of this 1143-nucleotide messenger RNA. Its product is annotated as putative nuclease HARBI1. The record is from RefSeq and is a predicted model, not a curated record. The transcript is spliced from 5 exons. Lineage: Eukaryota; Metazoa; Chordata; Actinopteri; Kurtiformes; Apogonidae. The coding region runs from base 1 to 1143 and encodes 380 amino acids.
AUGAAUGUGAUCUUGCUCAGGAGAGCCUUCAGGAGAGAGAGGGUCUUCAGGGACCGCUCAGACCCACUGCACUUCUCUGAUGACCACCUGUAUGAAAGAUAUAGGUUUUCUGCAGAUGGCAUCAGAUAUCUGUGCAGACUGCUGGGUCCCAAGAUCAGACACCGCACAGUGCGGAGCCAUGCACUGAGUGUCACUCAGAUGGUUUGUGUGGCCCUGCGCUUCUUGGCCAGUGGAGGUUUCCUUUACUCUGUGGGGGAUGCAGAGCAACUAAGCAAGGCCACAAUUUGCCACACUAUAAGGAGUGUGUGUCUGGCGCUCACAGCAAUGUCGGAUGUCUUCAUCUCCUUCCCUGGGCACAGAAGACUCCACCACAUCAAAGAGGAGUUUUACAGGAUUGCAGGUUUCCCCAAUGUCAUUGGUGCGUUGGACUGCACCCACAUAAAGAUUAAAUGCCCCUCAGGUGCCCAGGAGGCGGAUUUUGUGAAUAGGAAGUCCUUUCACAGCAUUAAUGUUCAGAUGGUCUGCAGUGCUGACUGUGUCAUCAGCGAUGUUGUGGCUAAGUGGCCUGGCUCGGUCCAUGACUCCCGAGUCUUUCGGGCAUCUGGAAUCUAUCAGCGCCUAUCGCAGGGUGAAUUCUCUGGUGUGUUGCUGGGGGACAGGGGGUAUGCCUGCCAGCCUUUUCUCCUAACACCAUAUACAGACCCCCAGGACGCACAGCAGGCCUACAAUCAUGCCCAUGCCAGGACGAGGGCCAGGAUUGAAAUGACCUUUGGCCUCCUGAAGGAACGCUUCCAAUGUCUUCACCACCUAAGGGUCAGCCCUUCAAGGGCAUGUGACAUCACUGUGGCCUGUGCCGUCCUCCAUAAUGUGGCCUGUCUGAGGAAGGAGAGGGCCCCCAGAGUCAUGUCACACAUGGACUGGGACAAUCCUGCCAUUUUCCCCAAUGAUGACAGUGGUCGGCUGCGACAGAAUUCCUUCCACAUCACCACCUACUGUUUCGGCCCUGUCACACCCACCUGUGCUCGGGCACGGGCCAUGGUACAUGCCUUUGAACGAAACAUCUCCAGGAAAGGUGUGAACGUACCCAAGUACGGUGCAGACACGGGUACACUGUGUGAAAAUGCCCUUCGUUUAGUGAAGUAG